Molecule: messenger RNA, 1349 nt
Organism: Achroia grisella
Lineage: Eukaryota; Metazoa; Arthropoda; Insecta; Lepidoptera; Pyralidae
Product: collagen and calcium-binding EGF domain-containing protein 1-like
Exons: 9
Coding region: 15-1334 (439 amino acids)
Molecular function (GO): calcium ion binding
Source: RefSeq, a predicted model, not a curated record
CGCCCGCAGUCGCUAUGCGUGCGCCGCGUGACUUCGUGGCCCUUGCCGCUUUCCUCCUCUGCUCUCCUGUGACCCUGGUAUUCUGCCACGGUGAGGGAUACUAUCCAGAGGAUGGGUCACCACAACUCGACCAUAUAUUGGACGUAGCAGAAAGCCGCUUGGAGUGUCCCACGGACAGGCUGCUGAGGGUCCGACAGAUGUGUCACAAUGAUAAUGGUGAUGACAUGGAGUGCAUCAAGUUCCAGUGUUGUGACACACACGUCCUCAUAGCUGGCAGGUGUUUCCCUAAAGCAGUGGACCCCUGUAGCUUAAGGUUAUGCGAACAGGCGUGCGAGGUUCGCAAUAACCGUGUGUGGUGCACCUGCCAUCGAGGGUUUGAGUUCUAUCCCGACAACUACCGGAGGAGAACUCAGCCAUAUUGCAUUGACAUAGACGAAUGUGAGAAUAAUAACGGUGGAUGCGAACAGAAUUGUAUUAAUGAUCCUGGUGGAUUCCACUGCGAGUGCCUGCCUCCAAUGGUGCUCGCACGCGAUGGAAAGAAAUGUCAACUCCCCGUACCUUAUGUGAUCCCAGAACCCUUACCCCUGGAGCAGGCGUCGUGCUUCGCUACCUGCGACAAUGUGGACUGGCUGACGAAGAAAAUGAAACAAUUGACUGAAGAACUGCACGCCACGCAAGCAGCCCUCAAGAAAGUAAUGGACAGUCCUGCUGUUAGAGACGACGGGACCUAUGCGUACAGAUUGCUGGACUCUGUAGCACCCUUAGAAGGAGGAUAUUGUCGCUGUGAAAGGGGACCAAGGGGUCCUACUGGUCCUCCGGGCAGAGACGGUCCGAAGGGCGCGACGGGUUCUCGGGGACCCCGAGGUCCCAGGGGACCGGAGGGGUCAUUGGACCUGAUGUUGUUACUACUUGCUGAUAUGAGACAUGACAUCAAAAAUUUAGAAGAGCGUGUAUACAAAAAUGGUGAACAGCCAGAAAGGUUCAAUCUACAAAAGGCGUGGCAUCAGCAACGUGAGCAGGAGAAGCGAGGACGUGAGAGUCAGACGCAGCAGACGCUAGGAGCGUACACCUUGCCGCCUCUAGAGAGCGUUAUGUACGACCCCGUUGAAACAUCGCCCCAAGAUCUAAUUGAGAAAAAUCCUCAUGAAAGUUCACCAGAUUGGUCUCUAGUGAACAGCGAGAGAGACCCUACGGAUCUGCCAAUGAGUCAAACCGAGGACAUGGCUGAUAUGGAUGAGAAACUACGCCAGUUCUACAUCCUGGCUAACAUCACCAGCUCCGGGGAUAACGACCCGAGUGAUGAUAAUCCUAAUGAUGUUGAUUAUAACUAUUAAUAUAUGUGAAUGUUU